Molecule: messenger RNA, 1116 nt
Organism: Sporothrix brasiliensis 5110
Lineage: Eukaryota; Fungi; Ascomycota; Sordariomycetes; Ophiostomatales; Ophiostomataceae
Product: g-patch domain containing protein
Exons: 1
Coding region: 1-1116 (371 amino acids)
Biological process (GO): mRNA splicing, via spliceosome
Cellular component (GO): spliceosomal complex
Source: RefSeq, a predicted model, not a curated record
AUGUCAGCACCAGAACGACCAGAGGCGUCACGAAUCGCAAUAAAGUUCGGCGGUGUAUCAGCGAUUACAAACAAGAAGCCAAAACGCCCGCCACCACCGUCAUCCAGCCUGGGGAAGCGGCAGCGGCCGAGUCACGGUUUAGGCGGGAACUCGGACUCCGAGUCAGAGGAGGAUGCUCCCAAGCACGGCCGGCACGAGCGCAUCACGGCAUUUGGCGACAACGGGGCCGAGCUCGCCACAAGUACCAGGGGCGAGCGGGACGAUCGACGAGCUGCAAAGCGCGGGCCAUUGACGAUUGAACGACAGCCCAACCGUGACUGGAAAAAAGAGGCCCGGUCGCGCAACCAACGCAGUGGUCGGCCAUCGGAACCGCAAUCAACAAGUGCACCGGGAGAUGGUACUCGGAGCGAUGUUGAUCCAGCAGACCAGGAUAAACCGAUAAAGUGGGGCCUGACCAUUACAAAGACGACAUCACCAACGGAAGGCGAGGCAGCUGGACAGGACAACACAACGGCGAACGGUCGCGCAGACACCCCGACCCGUGACAUAACGAGGGGUACACCUGAAGCUCCUGGGGACAAGGAGGCGCAGACGGAGAAGGCGGCCGUCAAGGCACUGCUGGGCGAAACGAUUGACGACAAAACAAAAACCCGGCGCGUCAUCGAACGGUCCGCAAACGUCACCGAAGAUGACGUUUUCGCCCGUGACUUUGACGACGCACCAGACGUGUCGACGCUGGAGGAGUACGAGGAGAUGCCGGUGGAGGAGUUUGGCGCUGCGCUCCUGCGCGGUAUGGGCUGGGACGGCAAAGACCGCGGCCCCAAGGUCAAGCAGGUUGUCAGACGACCAAACCAGAUGGGCCUGGGUGCGAAGGAGCUCAAAGGUGCAGAAGAUCUCGGCGGCUGGAACCACAAGUCUGGUACCAGCGGCAGCUCGGGAUACCGAAAGGAACGACCCCCGAGGCUGCAUGACUACCGCCGUGAAGAGGACAAGCGUCGAGAGAAGCGGGAGGAGCGUUACCGGGACAGCUACAAGGCUGAGCGGGAUCGCGAACGGGACGAUCACAGAAACCACUACAGCAGCAGUAGCCGCCACCGCAGCCGACAUGAUCGGUGA